Molecule: messenger RNA, 3917 nt
Organism: Diaporthe batatas
Lineage: Eukaryota; Fungi; Ascomycota; Sordariomycetes; Diaporthales; Diaporthaceae
Exons: 1
Coding region: 1522-3396 (624 amino acids)
Biological process (GO): copper ion import; iron ion transport; intracellular iron ion homeostasis
Cellular component (GO): plasma membrane
Molecular function (GO): ferric-chelate reductase activity
Source: RefSeq, a predicted model, not a curated record
GCCCAUCUGGCCCAUCUGGUCCAUCUUGGCCCCAUGUUGGUUCCUGACGGCACCGCGGCACAUUGUGCUCUGUCCAGCAAUCGCACUGCACUGCACGGCUUGGGCCUGGCUUGGUCUACUGACUUUGGCUGCAUCUCGGGUGACGCCGAGUGGGAAAACUGCCCACCUGUUGGUACCCCUGGCCUCCCAGCUUGCUCAUCUAUUCUUGUUCUUAACCCACGGCGAUCCCCUCGUCUUCCUUGCACUCCCCGACCAAGCCUCUCCUUUGCUUUCUGAUUCUGUGGACCUCUCUGGUCAGUUCGAUUCUCGUGUGUCGUGACCCUGCUCUGCUGUGCUCUGCUGUGUGUCCUCUGUUUCCGACGCGAUAUCAUUGGUGGCACCUCAGGUCCUUUCUGGCUCACAAAAACAACACACGCACCCGCACCCGCACACGCACCUUUGUUGGUCUGUUGAUCUUGAUCUGGAUCAUCUUCAACCCUCCAUCCCUUCCUUCUUGGACCCAAGAAAAGGCACGACUUGGCCCGGGCUCUGUUGAUCUUCGCUGGACCGUGGACAACUUGCCCCUUGUCUUGGACGACCGAACAUCCGAAUCUUGCCUCGCCCACCCCAAUUGUCAUUACUCAUUUGGCACUUGCUCACAUCACCCUUUUACUCACCACCACUCCGCCCGCCCAACCCACGCCUGUCAACCGCCGUCACGCAGUCCAGACAGCCUCACCUUGCUCGUCGUUUGCGGCGGUUUCAUUCGUUCGGCCUCACCCUGCCCAUCCCAACCAGCCAUCCACUGCUCCUGUGGUGUCAGCUUUUCACUCGCUCACUCAAACAACCCGACCGCGCCUGUCUGAAAAAUCGCCGAUUGUCGACAGCUUCGCCCGCUGUUCAUAUACGGCGUCACGCCACGGCAAGGCCCACUUUCACAGGCGAGCCACUCUCCUAGGCGACAUUCAUAUCGACUCAAUAUCGGCUGCCCGCGCUGAUUUGAGCAAUCACGGUCCUUUCUACCACACCUGCACUGCCAGCAAUCAACCAUCUUAUCCGCAGGCCCGGACCACCCAGUCUCUCUCUCAUCGACCUUGACGGCCUUGGCAUCUCGACACCAAUAUCCGUCGCCGCUGCGCCCAGCCUACCGCGGCCUGGACAUCCGACUUGACUGCCCUCUGCCCUGCUUGCUUCGGCAUUCUCAGGGCGUGGCUCGACUCUUUGUCCCAGUGGGCCGACUUUCGACAUUGUCUCAUCGCCCUUGUAUGAGACAACCACCACAAAGGACCACCCCGACCUUAUUGUCCCCUCCUCUUUGUCCCCCUUCAUAAUGCUAUUGUCCGCCACUCCGUCCCAACGACAAUAGCCCUUCUUGCACCCGGGAGGCUCCAGGCAGGGACGUUGCACGCAGGGCCUGCUAUAGAUUCGGAGCGACGCCCCCGUUUUCCGCCUCGAGCACCUGACGGACAAGGAUCGAAACUUUCUUUUUUCACAUAAACCAACCCGAACUUCAUCUCUCUCCAACCCUACCACCUAACAAGGAUGGAAUUCCAUCGGCGCAGGUUCGCCGCCCUCGCGCACAUGAACCCCACCCCAACACUCCUCCCUCGGGAGGCCGAAGCCGCCUCGACCGACAGCGCCGGCAACCCGUUGUCGACCAUCUCACCGUAUGCCCAUGGUCUCAACGGUGUCAACCAGGUUAACAACCUGGUCUUUGUGGACAUGCUGUGGUGGACACUGGGUAUCUUCGGCUUCACAAUUCUGGCUGUCAGAAUAUUUCAGGUCAUCUGGGGCCACAUCCGCCAGGUCUCGGCAAUGUCGGUCGAGGGUGAACGGCAGACUUACUGGAAGUACGCCCAGUCCCAUUGGAUGCCCAGCUUCAAGAAGGACUUCAUCUACGCACCGCUUUGGGGCAAGCGACACAACCGGGAGAUCCGGCUCUCCAAGGCCAUGAACAUGGGCACGCUGCCCUCGAGGCUGCACUUCAUUCUUCUCUUCAUCUACACAGUCAGCAACCUGGUCUACAUGUUCUACCUGAACUGGGCCAACGAGAACAAGUACGCGCUGUGUGCAGAAAUCCGAGGACGCUCGGGAACCCUCGGUGCGGUCAACAUGGUCCCACUGAUCAUUUUUGCCGGCCGCAACAACCCCAUGAUCUCAUGGCUCAAGAUCAGCUUCGACACCUACAACCUCUUCCACCGCUGGCUCGGUCGUCUUUCAGUGGUCGAGAUCAUCAUCCACUUCCUAGUGUGGGCCAUUGUGCAGAUGGCCGCCACCGGGUGGUCGGGACUGAUGGACCGCUGCCUGUAUGACCCCUUCAUUGCGUCUGGAACUGCAGGUACCUGGGCGAUGCUCAUCCUGCUGAUCUUGUCCUUCUCGCCCAUCCGCCAUGCCUUCUACGAGACCUUCCUCAACACACACAUCAUCCUCGCUUUCAUCACCUUCGUGUGCACUCUGAUUCACUGCCUUACGCCCACCGAGAUCCCCACCGGCCUGCCCCAGCUCCCUUGGGUCAUUGCAAUCUUCGCCAUCUGGAUGUUCGACCGCCUGGCCCGCAUGAUCCGUCUCACCUACUGCAACUGGUCUCACCGUGGAUUCACCGAGGCGAUCGUCGAGGCAAUGCCAGGCGAGUGCACCCGAGUCACCAUGCACCUGCCCCGCCACGUCGAGAUCAAGCCCGGCUCGCACGCCUACAUCCGAUUUGCAGGCAUCAAGCCCUGGGAGAACCACCCUUUCUCUAUCGCAUGGAUCGACCACCACGCGGAGGAGCUCCCGUUGGACGAGAAGGAGCCCAUGAUCUUGAGGAGGAACACAACAACAUCGGUCUCCUUCGUCAUUGGCGCCCAGACCGGCCUGACCCGCGACCUCUACAACAGGGCCGCCGAGGCCGGCACCCGCGCUAUCAAGAUGAGGGCCGCCUUCGAGGGCCCGUACGGUGGCCACCACGAUUUGGACAGCUACGGACAUGCCGUCCUUGUUGCCGGCGCCACUGGUAUCACGCACCAGCUCAGCUACCUCAGGCCGCUCAUCGAGGGCUUCAACAACGGCAGCGUGGCCACUCGUCGCAUCACCCUGAUCUGGAUCGUUCGUGACUACGAGUCACUAGAGUGGAUCAGGCCCUGGAUGGACGAAGUGCUAAGGAUGCCGAAUCGUAAGGAGAUAUUGACCAUCAAGCUCUUCAUCACGAGACCGAAGAACGCCAAAGAGAUCGUCUCCGCCAGCACAACCGUGCAGAUGUUCCCCGGCCGGCCCAACGUCCCGCUCCUGAUCCGCAAGGAGGUCCACGAGCAAAUGGGCGCCAUGGCUGUGACUGUCUGUGGUCCUGGCGCGCUGGCUGACGAUGUCAGAUCCGGCGUGCGCCAGGUGCAGGACGAGAACACCGUCGUCGACUUUUUCGAGGAAAGCUUCACCUGGUAAAUCCGUGUUCGGGUCUGUUUUUCCGAUCCGGAAAUAGAAACAGCAGUCACGAUGCCACGGUUCACGAUUUACGGCCUGAUCGCGGGGUUUCUCUUCUUCUAGCAUCUCCAUGACUGCUUCCCGGUACCGUCAUUUAGGUGCAUUUUUUGGUGAUAGGUCUUUUUUGGUGGUAUUGCAGCCUUUCUGCGUUUCUGUCUAUAUUUUGCAUUUCACAUACCUGGCUGAAGGAGCGGGUCGAGGGAGCUGAAGGAGCAGCUAGUUGAGCAAGGAAGUAAUCUUUCUUCAGUCUCACACAAAUGGACGAGGUAUCAUCACAGCCAUUCGCGAAUAUCCCCAGAUGCAUUGCGCUUGGAGUUAUGGGGAAACGUCUGGUCAUUCUGGCCAAGAAGAUGGAAAGGGGCCUUAGAGAAGAAUAGAAGGCAAUCGCCUGUAAAUAGUCAUGGCUGUACGCAGCUCUCGUAUAUAACAUCAGGGGCACAUCAUUGUGGUUGGCCUUGUAAUAUCACUUCUCCUUGAAGUUC